AUGCGCGCUCGAGGUGUAGUCAUUAUCGUUGCGUUACUUUCUCAACUAUCUCAUAUCGAUGCUGGGAAACCGAAUUGUCCAGAUGUGAGAAAAUAUGGCUCGGGACCACCGCAGAGUUGUACACCACCGAGCGAUCCAAACAACAAAAGUCCUUCAAAACUUGAGGAAUGGUUUACCAAAGAAAUGUUUGAAGAUCUCUUCCCGUAUGCGAACAUCGGAUGGGGUCCCAAUAAGUGCUGGCCAUAUUCGUAUGAAGCGUUCGUGAUAGCGGCACGCUAUUUCCCUAGGUUUGGAACGUCGUCACCAAAUUCAGUUUAUACACCUGAAGAGAACACUCGACGCGAUGUGGCUGCUUUCUUUGCACAUGCAAUACAAGAGACUGGCGCUAAUGAUGCAUCAGUUUAUACCGGAAGAUCUAAGGAAGAAGCUGAUGACUGUUUCUAUCGAGGUGGUCUGUACAACUGGUUCGAAGGUGGUCCAGUUUCAGGAUUUCUUGAUUCGGCAUCGCCUGGUUCCAAGCCUGAAGAUGGAAAAAAGUGCAAUGCGGCUGGACGACUUGGCAUAAGGCAAAGCCAGAGCCUAAACGUACAUCUAAUUCAGCUGGAUGAGGCUAGAACCCACGCGGGUGUACCGUCAUACUCAUCAUAUUGCGUACAGAGUCCUCAAAUCGAUUAUUUCUUCUCGUGUGAUGGCAGCGAUAAAACGGCAGAUGGUUUCUACACAGAUUGCUAUUUUGGUAGAGGAGCGAUUCAGAUUUCCUACAACUACAACUACGGUCAGUUCGGGCAAUGGCUCCGUGCGAACGGCAUCGAUGUUGAUCUGUUGGCUGAACCGAAUUUGGUGAUGACCAAGAUGGAUCCUCCCCUCGCGUUACUCGCUUCGUUGUGGUUCUAUAUGACUCCGCAACCACCAAAACCCGCAAUGCACGAUAUUGUACUAGGCGAUUGGACUGCGGGAUCAGUGAACGAAGCGGCUGGUUAUUCGGGACCGAUAUUUGGACCGACGAGUUUGAUCAUAAACAACGAAUGCAAUGGUGAAGAUGAAGGAGAGCCUGGAGGUCCUGGGGAAAGCCGUCGCAUCAAAGCGUUCAAAUGGUUUUGCAAAUACUUCAAUGUUCCAGCUGGUAAAGAUGAAGAGCUGACAUGCAAAAGCAUGCCUCAAAAACUGGAUCAGAUACAGCAUAAUCUCAGUUAUCAGCCUGACUGGUCAUCAAGUUGGAAGGAAGAACCAUGCAAAUGUGCACCUGCUUCUUAUGCCGGCAUGAUACCGUAUUUCGAUGCCAAUUACUACCCCAAAGAAUUUGUCGCGUUGAACGAAGACAAUCAAAAGCGUUGUGUGGAGAGUGUUUACGGCAAUCCGAGCAUGUACAGUAUGGACUCUUCAUCGAGUGCAUGUCUCAAGCAUCCACAGAACUAA
Messenger RNA from Anisakis simplex (herring worm), 1416 nucleotides. NCBI's taxonomy places the organism in Eukaryota, Metazoa, Nematoda, Chromadorea, Rhabditida, Anisakidae. The record is from the annotation of a GenBank genome assembly.